Molecule: messenger RNA, 16811 nt
Organism: Xyrichtys novacula (pearly razorfish)
Lineage: Eukaryota; Metazoa; Chordata; Actinopteri; Labriformes; Labridae
Source: the annotation of a GenBank genome assembly
ACUACUGGUGCUCCUCUCCUCUGCUGACUCCCCCCCUCCUCCCCUCCCCUCCUUCUCCCCUCCUCCUCUUCCUCCCAUCCUAGAGGACGGAGCGAUGCGGAGACAAUAGGACGCAGAGCCGGAGGAGGCUGCAGGAUGCUCGGCUUCACAUCCACCGUCUCUCGGCUGCUCGGAGACUGCUCUCGGCUCAUGGACUCCCGGUGCUCCUCGCGGCUCUCCUGGCCUUAGUAUGCGCUCAGACCCCGCUGUGUGUUCAGCUGCAGCCCGGGCUCACAGGGCGGAAUCCACGGCCCCCCUAUGGGAACCCACUGACGGGUGAGUAGCGGAAAAAAAAAACCCGGCUUCAUGUAUCCUCACCUGCACCCUGACUCACCCUCACCGGACUCACCCAUUCACACAACAGCAGGAGCAUGAAUAACAGAAGAAAUGAGUCUGAUCAUAGUGUUCAGGUUUAUUCACAAGGGCCGCUCUGUGCACACUGAAAACACUGUGUGUGUGUGUGUGUGUGUGUGUAAUUGUGUGUGUGUGUAAUUGUGUUAUUUCAUUCAUUUAAAAAAUCUCCCAAUACACUUCAUUAACAUUGUAAACUGUUAAUAGUAUUUCAAUAUCAUUGUGUUUUGUGUUAUUGAUCAACACCCUCUUGUACCAUGCAUCUGCAGCGGCUCUAUGUGUGUGUGUGUGUGUGUGUGUGUGUGUGUGUGUGUGUGUGUGUGUGUGUGUGUGUGUGUGUGUUGCACUCUGUGACAGUGAUCCUCCUGAGUGUGGGUGCAGUCUGAGGACACACUGCAGGUGGAUACAACAUGACGUAGCCUCACAGGAGGACAGGGGGGUAUGGACACAUGCAUGUGUAGGUCCUCCUGAUGUGUUCAGGUCCCAGUGAGUUUGAGUGCUGCAUUAUUUCUUCUCUGCAUAUAAGGACAGAGAUGACUCUCGAAUCUAAUUUUGCAGAGGUCAUGUGACACUUAUUAAUCUGCUGCUGUUUAUGUUCUGAGCUGCUGUGGGAGGUUUCUGAUCAAAGUGAGUUUAAGCUCCUUGAUGGCAUGUUAAGGCAGACACAUCACAUCACACACACGCAAACACACUCACAGGCAAGUCCACACUUCAGCAUGAUGAGUCACAAUGUGGGUCACAGAGACGCUCUGGUGGGUCUCUGCUUGCAGUGGUGGUAACUUCAGCCCAGCUCACUGCUUCAGAGUGCAGAUUAACUGGGAAAAUAUAUGUGAUUGGAGAUCAACACUUAUGUAAAUAUGAUGUAAACAUGUUAUGAUAAAUACGCAUUCGUAGAAACAAAGGUGUUUGAAUUAAACGCUGCCUCAUUGUUUUAAGUCCUCUGUUUUAGCAGCCAUUUUCCUCUGACAUCCCAUUCAGAGAGUAAAGUUCUAAUCGACUGCAUACAAAGAUGGAUGAUGUGUCUACUCCUCUCCCUGUUGUACAAAAAAGAAGUCAAAACCGAUUUGGCUACAGGCCCUGACAUGCUGAUAUUAACCCGGGAUUUCCACGGUACCCGGAACAGCUCUACCGGAUCCGUUUGUGAGGUGAAUUUCGUGGCGGAUUACAGACAGCAGAAAUCGUGAUAACUCAGGAGAACCCGCGGAUUCACAUGCAAUCUCGCGAUAACAAGUUGACUUUAGCCAUAGAGGAUAACCUUGAAAGCAGUAGAUCGUGUCCUUCUAGAGGAGGAAAUCUACUUCUAGACUUAUAAAAUCAGCAUCCCCUCAUCCAUGGUGUCAUCGGGGUGAAAUGCUGUCUAUAAACCUUUCACUUGUUCGUCCCCGCCUGUUUGCAUGGUGUGAAAUACGAUCCGCCUGAAACACAGUGUUUUAUUUUGAAAAGAAGCUGGAUGUUUUAUCUUGUGUAUUUGCCCGACUUCCUUUCCAGCACAGGUUAAUCUGUGCUGAAUUUAUCCGUCCGAAAAAAAUAGAACCCUGGCGAUCAGCUGCGGAGUCCAGCGAUCGGCAGCGGAACAGAAAGAAGCCGGUUGAAAUUGACACAUUGACUUAAAUGAUUACGAUCAGCAGAUACAGCGUUUUCGUAGCCGUUCAGGAUGUGGUGGAAAUUGGGGGUAACAGUCAGCCUACGCAGAAGAGAUCAGCUGUAAAAUCAUGGUAGCGACAUCCUGCAUCUUCCUCUAAACCAAAUCCAUAUAGAAGUUGUCGAUGAAGUGUCAAAGCUCAGUCAGGUGGGUUUAGUCCACAGGAGAACAGGGUCUUGAAUGUAUCUGAAGCAGACGUAGAAGAAAUAGUGACAAUGCAGAGGUGUUAAAGACUGCAAAAGCACCAGAAACCACAUACACACUGAGCAGAAAAAGCCUGUUCUGGCAGCAAAAAUAAUCAUGUUUACAGUCUGGUCUGAAAAGCUCAGGGCUCCCACAGCAGACACUGAACAGGGAGUGAAGGCUCAGGCAUCAGAGGGUAAAGGCUCGUCUCUGGGAGGUAGAUUGAAAGUUAGGUUGAGUCCACAUAACCAAUAUGGUUCGCGACACCACUCAGCUUCAAGACUCUGUUUUAGAAACAAAAAGAGGACAGGACGGGCUGAAACUGCUGCUUCCAGGACCUGGACCCAGACAGCCAGAAGAUAAUAGAUGGACUGAAUGGAGCAAAGAGUGACAAGAGAUGGUCUAGCUUGUUGGCUGCAAAAGGUGAUCUUCUAUGAAAUCUCUGAAUAAACACUGAUGUUAACUGAAGUGUAGACCAGCUCAGGUGUUAAUAGAGGGAUAUUCCAUGGGUAUUGUAAUUCCUGAUAUAGUGGUUUUUGUGAACAGUGUCAGUCCAACACGAAAACAUCAACAUCUGUUACCCCGUUGUGCCCAGACAGGUUGUGUGUGGAUUACCGAACCAUCAUCUGUAACAUCCCAGGGUCACCUAUGAGUCAGGUUUGAUCACCUGCAGAUGACCACAGAUGGCUGAGAAACACCGCAAAUAAAUACAUUACAUCAUAACAGAAGGGCCUUACAGAACAACCCAACGUUAAUAUGACAUAGUGUCAGUAUAUCUUCAGUGGUUGCUAAGGGAACUCUCAAAGUGAUCAAAUUUCUAAAAUGAGCUCUGGCUGUAUCAGCUGUAGCAAAAAGAAACAGUAAAAAAUAAGAAAUGCAAUGAAAUAAUAUAUAAAAUAUCUAAUUCUGCAUAAAAACAAACUUUUGAACUGUUCUUUAAAGGGAUAUUCCGGCGUAAAAUUCAGUUAGGGUCAAACACACCGUAACACCAAGUUAGACACCCCGUCGAGAGAUGAAUGUUCACAAAAAAUGCUCAGAACAACACUUCCUCGAGCUGCGUCCCCCCUGCUGCAGUCGAUGGACUUGCCUGGAGGUCUCUGUACAAACAAGCGGCUGCUGGAGGAGAGUGGGUGAGUUGUGUUUAGUCUCUUUGCUCACGAAGUUAGGCAAAGCUAAAAAGAUGUUUGGUGGCUAGUCCUAUGGCUAGGACCCUACAUGUACUGUUGAUGAAGUUAGGUGUUGCUCUGAGCAUUAAUUGUGGCUAUAGAGUGGCUUUUUGGUUGAGCGCGUGGCUCUGUGUAUUGCUAUCGUGUGGUCGUUACUAAAGUUGGUACAACUAGAGAAGCAAGCGGUGGAAAACAUUCAUCUCUCUACGGGGUGUCUAACUCGGUUUUACGGUGUGUUUGACCCUAACUUAAUUUUAUAUUGGAAUGUCCCUUUAAGGAUAGUUAGAUACCUUUAAAUGUUGUAUUUCUGCACCUUGGUAUGACUAGUUUUUACUGUGACUGUCCUUAAAGCGGACAAAGUCAGGCCGAAUCUGUUGCUUUAAAAAUGUCAUGUUAACUAAACAUGUCAGUUUGAUAGAAAACCACUUGCUGGUUUGAGGACUUGUAUGAGGAGCUCUUCUGUGGGUCAAAGUUUUCACCCCCCUGACAUUUUGGGAAACACUUUUAUUGGUGUAGAAACUGGUGCAGUGCAGGUUUCAACCCUGAUUGGACUGUUAAUGAGAGUGAGGCGUUUAAGGCGGUAGGAUUUCUAAUUAGUGCCAGGUCAAAGGUCAGACACAGAGGGAGGAGGUUUGUUCCGACCUUUAGUCUGAGCUGUAAACGUGCCAGAGACGUGACACACUGUGGAUUUAUGUCAGUAGGUGCUGCUGCUUCUGCAGAGACGAGCGACACACUCUUUGUCUUUCCUAACACACACACACGCACGCACACACAUCAAACACACUCUUUCUGGCACUUUGCUUGCGAACAGUCGUCAUUGUGUUUCUCUCCCUCUGUUUCUCUCUCAUUAUUUUUCUCUCUGAUGAUCAAACACACAACAACACUUUGAUCCUGUGUGUGUGUGUGUGAGAGAGAGCGAGAGUGUGUGUGCAGCAGUUCGUCUCUUCAGAUCUCGCCGUGUUCUGUUAGAAAAUCACAGAGCCUGUGUGGGCAAACAUUUGAAUGUGCAGGAAACAGGAGUGUGUGUUUUUGGCUGCUUUAUCAGAAGAAGCUCAGAGUUGAGACAGAAAGAGGAUGAAGAUGGCGUGACUCUGCUGGUUAGAGGUCAGUAGUGCUGAAGCAGAAUGUGUAUGUGUGUGUGUGUAUCAGGGGGGUGUACGUGGCUGCGAUCAGCUCCUUGGCUCGAUGAAUAGCUGCUGGUUGCAUAAGCAGUCUGGGAUUAUUUCGGCUGCAGCCCCCGGUCCCUGCUCUGAUUCCACAGAGGGCUGGAGCUGGUGGCACAGAGUGUCAAGAGAGAAAGGAGGAAGAGGAGGGAGAAGAGGCUGGAUCGCGGUCAGUUGAAUAGGAGAUGACGUGCUUGAAGUGUGUUUCCAGGACGCUGCGUUCAAAAGGCUGUACAGGUGCCUGAGGAGGAGAGCAGGGAUGUUAUGUCACAAUGCAAACCUCUCUUCUCUUUACUUAUAUUUUUGCAGAGGCUAUUCAAUGUAAUGGUGGCAGGUAUGUCAGCAUGUCUGUAUGGAGGGAAGGAAAUGUUUCCCAGUGACAGGGUGCUUAUAGAUCAGUGAUUCCUACUUUUCUGCGCUUAAAGUAAACUGUGGUGUCCCUCUCAGUCUGUGUGUUUUCAUGCAGCUUCAGUAAUACCCUUGUUCAGUGAUGUAACUAGACUUCGAUUCUUGUCCCAGUAUCCAAGCACCAGGAAUCAUUUUACUCUCAAAAGUGUGUCUGCCUCCUUGGAGCAAGUGAUAACGGUAUUUUUCAGCAUUUUCCUGUGGUGGAAUUACAUCAGGGUGUCCGAAAAUAUGAGGGGACCAUGCAUGUUAACAAAAGUUCACCUACUACGACCCACAACAAAGGUUUUUCAACAACAGAGCAAUAAAGGACUUUUAUAGAAAUUGAAGGGUGUUCAUCAUCAAAUUUUCUGAGCUUUAGCAAAGCUAGGAUUUAGUAGGGAUUGUCAGGAGCUACUUUGCCACAGCCUGCUGCCUCUUGUUUUGGACUUCAGACAGCUGAGUCAUCAGUUCAAACCCACUUUCGAGCACGUAGACCUGUUUUAACAGAUGUCAAUCCAAACGUAGAUGCUGUACCCUAAUGCACCUUUCAUAGUAAACACUGACUCCUGUUUGAACAUGAGGAGGAGGAAAAGGUAACACUUAUGGACAUGUUCAAAAAACGGGUGCUUAUUUAAACCAGUUAGGAGAGUACUAGAGUGAGUAAGGUAGUGAAACCAGUCCACUGUCCCACUAUGGUUAAUGGCAAUGUGCCCCCUUUCAAUAAAUCCAUGACAGACCUUCCCCUUGGUGAUCUAUGACAUCACAUACCAAAACAAUUCAAGCCAACUGGAUUCAUUCAGCCAACUUUGCGGCUCUUUAUUUUUCCUGUCUGCUACAAUAGCUUUGUCUUGUAUACAUCUUUAUCUGUUGAAGUUUGUUUUUUUUUCUCAGCUUUAAUACGACAACUUUAUUUGUAGAUUUAUUAUAAAACUGUUAUACUACUAAACUGAAGGGGUGGGAGAAAAAAACGAUUCACAUAACUAUCACAAUUUUUUGUUUUACAAUUUUUAAAUCUUUUUUUUUGUUCAAAAAAAUUAUUUUUAAACGUAAGAAUAAAUCUUAAAAACUGACUUGCAAGUGAUGCUUAAUUUUGGGGGAAUGCAUUUCCUGUCAUAGUCAGUAGACAAUCAUAAUCAUUCAACUGUUUCAUCGGUGUUACAAAUGCAGACUAAAAAUCAAGAAAAUCGACAAUAUCGUAGAAUCGCAAUUUUAAAAAAAUCAUAGAAAUAUCGACAGGGAAGGAAAGCAUAUCAUCCCAGCCCUACUAAACUGCUUUCCUAUAUUGAUCUAAGGUCAUCUUGUUAGUUUUGUCCUUCAGAAAACAUUGACUCCUGGAAAGGUUAAAGGGGUGGUUUAAAUUGUAUUACCUGUCUAAAGAUUUAUAAGGUCUGUUCAGUGAUUUUACAGAGCUGUCCUCAGUGACAUGUAAAAACACAUGUCUCACCUGCAGUUUGGAUGACUUGCAGGGCAAAUGUUUUUCUAGGACCACAUGUACAUGUAAUCAAGGUUUUAACCCCUAUAGAGGAUUCUGUCCACUCGCCGGAUCAGCAGCUGUUUCUGUGAGAGAUGUGAGAUGUGUGUGAAAUGCAGCUGGUUGUGUUACAUCUAUUGUUAACAAUGAGUGUUACGUGACGCAGCAGACGCACAAAGAGCCGACAUUUACUCUGACCUGUGACUCACUCAGAGUCUGAAGCUGUUUCUAUAAUAAAACUGAUGCAGUUCUAUACGUGGUCUGUUCAUCCGGGCUGAAAUAGACUCUGGUUAAAGUUCAACACCACUGUAUGAGUUUUACCAAGAAAGAAAAACGUCUAUCACCAGUUUUGAGGAUUGCAGAUUAUUCUCCGAAGAUGAAAUAAUUUGUAUCUGUAUUACAGCUUGAAUGUUCAUCAUGGUGGAGAAUUUUGCAGCAAAGAAUAAAUGUUUUCAAUCAGCUAGUCAGCUCAUGGUGGCGGCAGCUCAGCUCAGCUUUUUAGAGAGGCUUUAAUAAGGUUUUUAUUCGCUGUCUGAACAAAAUGAUAUCAGGUUGAACUAAGCAGCUAAACUCAUGUGAUAUCACACUGCUGGAGGGACAAAAAAGGACUCAUUAUGUAACCCUAAAAGCUGAUCAAAUAAAGCACAAAAGAGAAACAGGCAUUAGUAUUAGGGAUAGUGUGCAAGAAACAAAUUUACGUCAAUGAAUUCUCACAUCUAAGUGUACUACAUUUACAAGUAUUAUUUUAUAUUAAAUAACUUGAACAUUUCCAAUUAAGUCUACCCUGAGAUGAAUAAAAUAACUAUAUAUAAAAAUAUAACCACUGUUUCUUUUAUCAUACUGAAACUGGAUUUGAAAAUGCUACACGAGUUAUUUUAUUAUUGGAGCAGGUCUUGCUUUCCUUCUUUGUGACUGAAACACCAGAUCUCACACCAACUAAUCAGUUUUCAAAUCCAUUCAAACUAAAAUGUCCAUUCUUUAACAAAAAUAGUUAAGGGUUAAAAGGAAAGUGUGUUUUGUUGACAGGUAGGGAUCCUGGUCCGCUCAGCUCCUUCUGUGGAAAACCAGAACAGAAAGUAUCAACAAAUUUAAAUGUCAGCAAACUCCAACCAAAGCACUAUUCUUGGUGUUCCCUUGAUUUGGACUUUUUUCAGUGCUUUCCUGUCAGAAAACCACUAUUACCAGAUGUAACACACAUGUGUUCUUCCAUCCUAUUAAAGAUUUUAUACAAAACAAGCACCUUAAAUCAGCUUUUAAUGACCAUGUACAGUUUCAUUCAAUUUUUAAACAUUUUAUUUGACAAUUUGGCAGAGAAAUCAGACAGUAGACAAGCAUUUGUUAUGGUCCCUUAGAGUGGAUGUGUGAUAUUGUACUACCUAACUUUCAAGCUAAAAAGCUAAAUAGAUAAGUAAAUAUACAGUAUAAAUCAAAAGCCAAAAAAAGUAAUGGCUUGUGUUGCAGAUUUUUAAAAAUCUGCUGCAAAAUCUGUGAAAUCCAGGAGAGCCAGCUCACUUCAGAGUGAAGGGAUUUUAAAAUAAAAAAUUUAUACACCUUUUAGUAAAAAUGUUGAGUCAGGUUUCCAGGAAUAUUUGAAGACGCUUCUCAGAGAACGGAGAUCAUCUCUCACCACAGACACAAAUAAAUGGGUGACUUUGUUUUCUACAGAUUUCUGCCUCCUCCUGUGUGUGAGUGUGUGUGUGUGUGUGUGUGUGUGUGUGUGUGUGUGUGUGUGUGUGUGUGUGUGUGUGUGUGUGUGUGUGUGUGUGUGUGUAUAUCCUUUUGGGGACCAAUUCUUGGUGGCCAACCUUCUUUGGGGACAUUCUUGCUUAUGUGUAUAUUCUGUCUCAAAAAUUAAAAUAAUUGAGCUUCAGAGUGACAUUCAACUCUUGCCCCCUCUGAUGACGCCUUCAUUUGUUGCAUCAUUUAAGGUACACCAGAAAUGUCCUCACAAAGAGCUUACAGAAAACUGUCCUCACAUAGUAUUAAAGACGUGUAUGUGUGUGUGUGUUAGUGUCGCAUGUGUUGAAAGCUUUUAUUUAAGGCAGGGAGAGAUAGAGUACAUCCUCUCCACCAUUUGUCACCUAAACUGACUCACCCUCCUCACCUGCUGGUGUCAUCUUCCUGUCCACUUCACACACACACUCAUAAAACACUCCCACAGAGAGCAGAGAGGCCUGUGGCGGGGAUGACAAGGUACCAAGGGAGUGUUUGCAUCUGUUGUUUGUCUUACAGCUGGUAACUUUAAAUAUAGUAAAGCAGAUUUAGCUCUUUUGAGGAUUCUUGUAGGAAAUUUGAUUUAUACUGUAAAAUAUGUAUUUAUUUGUGGUGCUGAUGAAGAAGUUUCUGUUUAUGGCCGUCGUCCAAAUGUUGCUGCUCUUCCUGUGAGCAUCGUCAGGAAGCAGAUUCUCAAGUGUGAGUGCUCAGGGAUGGAGAGAGGCUGCUUUCCAGCUCCUCGGGUUAUGUAAUAAGUGUGAGUGUGUGUUGGUGUGCAUGUGUGUUUACUGCCUAUAUUUCUUCCACGUGUUCCUAGAUCUAUAGCGCUGGUCAGGACUUGGCAGGUCUCGCUGCUCAGGAAGAAAAAAAUCACUAAGAAUAAUCACACUGCAGCAGGGAAAGGAUUUGCUCGGAAGGACUGUUAUUGGCUGUUUGUGUGUGUGUGUGUGUGACUCAGCUCACAGCCCUGGCAUCCCCCUCAGUGAGUAGCAUUUAGAAUUACUUGCGCCUUCACUGCAGAUAAUUAGCAUUUACAGAGACGAUCGCGCUGCAGAUCAGAGCAGACUGUGAUCUGCAACAUUAACGCCUGAAAGACCACACACACACAUACACAUACACACACGCACACUUUUCUGCGUAUAUAAAUGUCUUCCGUGUGUCAGUGCGUUCACAGAUUGCAUGUUUUAUCAGUAGCUCAUGUGUAACGACGGCGCUUUUGCCCUCUGUGUUUCCACUGCAGCAACCAGAGACCUGCUCCGGUUGUUGCUCUCGUUCCUUCAGUGUUAUUGAAGGAACUCAUUAUCUCCAAGUGUAGGCCUGUUAAUGAUAUUUUUCAGCUUUUAAUCUCUGUAGGAAUUUUCCCACUUUCACAUACGACUGUGCAAAAAUAAUGUUGAACUCUGCAUCCAUAAAGAACCAAGAAUUUAGAGCUGUUUGUUGGGCUAAGCUACUUGGCUCAUUUUAAAGUUCAGUGAUCAGGUUAGGAGGAGUAAUAAGUUUCAAAUGCAGUUUCACAACAGCUCUGUCUGUAGGAGAUAACGGUAUGAACUUGAAACUUAAUUUAGACCUGCUCUACCUGCUGUGACGACGUGCAGAGUCGCUUGUACGAGAACCCAGAGUGGCAAUCCUGUCGUCCAAAAGGGUCUUCUACUUUCAAGGUGUUAUCAUUGUUGUGCAAAUAAGCAAAGAAAAUUUGUUUUAGAUUAAUUAUGUCUUUAACAACUUUGUACACAUUUGGGAACCCAAAAGGAGACCAGUUUCUUGGUCUUAAAAGUCAGAUACUGUCCCAUUCUUGCCUGACAUAGGAUUUUAGCUGCUCAACAGGUCUUUGUGGUAGUUUUUAUGUCAUGAUCCUCCAAAUGUUGUUUAUGGGAGACAAGUCAAGACUGCAUCAGGCUAGUUUCUCAGCAGGACUCUUCCACUACAGAUCCAUGCUGUUGUAAUCCCUGUUGUUAGAAUGGGGUUUGUCAUUGUCUUGCUGAAAUAUGAAGGUCUUCACUGAAAAAGUCUUUGUCUGGAUGGUAGCAGAUGUUGCUUCUAAAUCUGUAUAUUGUUCAACAUUAAUGGUGCUUACCAGAUGGGUGAUCUAAUCAUGGCAUUGGCACAAAUGCAUCCCAAUAACAAAACAACCCUAUUACCCCAAAUUUCCACCACAUGCGGAACAGCUCUGAUCCAGAACGGCAGCGAUUCUCGCCCUCCGCCAAUUUCUACCGGAGCCGUUUGUGAGGCGGAUCUUGUGGCGUCCGCAUGCUCCAGCGUCCGGAAAAAAUGGAACUCUUGCAAUCAGCUGCGGAGUCCAGUGACCCACAGCGGAAUGGAAAGAAGCCGGUGGAAAUUGAUACAUUAACUUGAAUGGUUACCAUCAGCGGAUACUGCCUUUUCAUAGCCGUUCCGGAUGCGGUGGGAAUUGGGGGUUAGUUGGAUUUAAAUCAGCGUUUCUCAACUUUGAGUAUUUUGUUGUCCUUGUCCCAACAUUUCUUUCAUUUCUUUUUUAUGAUUUGCAAACAAUUCAAACCUUUCAAGCUUACGAGUGUGUCCCCUUUUUUUGUCCAGUCUCACUAGGUGUUAGCUGCUGCUCUCGCCCUACCUCAGCGCUUGCUCCCCAGUUUCUUCCUCUGGUCCGUACCCUGAAAUAGUACUCACAAUGAGUUCCUCUCCGCUGGUUUCUCGAGCCAACAUGGACAUCCUGGACGAGCUGCAGCUGAUUGCAGCCCAAAAUCUAGAGAGGCUGGAGGUUAACAAGUACUACGAGGUGAUCCGAGAGUUAGGCAAAGGCACCUACGGGAAGGUGGACCUCGUUAUACACAAGAUCCGAGGUGAGGUGAAGCACACACAGAAGCACAUCUGGUGAAAUUAAAGAAAGUUUAAAAAAGUUAAUGACGUUGUUUUACUUUUUCUGUGACGCUUAAGGUACAAAAAUGGCACUGAAGUUUCUGAAGAAGAAAACAACCAAGCUGAAGUCGUUCCUGCGGGAGUAUAGCAUCUCUCUCUACCUGUCACCCUGCCCGUUCAUCAUCAACAUGUUCGGCAUCGCCUUUGAAACAGACGAGUACUAUGUGUUUGCACAGGAAUACGCUCUAGCAGGAGACCUCUUCGACAUCAUUCCUCCACAGGUGAUCCUUCUGAUUUUAUACUCUGCAAUUACUACUUCAGAUCUUCACUUCAACUGGACAAGGACAUAAAUGGGUCUUUUAAUGAGCUUCUCUUAAAGCUUGAUUUGGUAUUCUUUGGGAUUCAUUUGUAUAAAUUGCUUCUUAUCAACUGGUGUUUCUGGUGUUUCUCCAUCUCUUCCUUCAGGUGGGUCUUCCUGAGGCUGUAGCAAAGCGCUGCGUGCACCAAGUAGCCAUCGCUCUGGACUACCUGCAUUGUAAGAAACUCGUCCACAGAGACAUCAAGCCUGAAAAUAUUCUCAUCUUUGACCGAGAGUGCCGAAAGGUCAAGCUGUCAGACUUUGGCAUGACCCGCCGAGCUGGCUCACCUGUCAAAAGAGUGAGUAAAGACUCUAAGUGUUUGCCUUUUAUUCUGUGAUGUGUCGACCCCGUGCUGACUUGUUUGGCUCUCUCCUCAGGUGAGCGGCACCAUCCCCUACACGGCCCCUGAACUCUGUGACGUGUCCCGCCACGAGGGUUUCUGUGUGGACUACAGCACUGAUGUUUGGGCCUUUGGUGUGCUCCUUUUCUGCAUGCUGACCGGAAACUUCCCCUGGGAGAAAGCUCUGCCAUCCGACUCCUUCUACCAGGAGUUCAUCCGCUGGCAGAGGAGGAGAACCAACACGGUGCCAUCCCAGUGGAGGCGCUUCACCGAGCAGGCGCUCCGCAUGUUCCGCCGGCUGCUCUCUGUGGAGCAGGACCGCCGCUGCUCCGUGAAAGAGGUGUUUGGAUACUUCAGCCACUCCUGGAUGCUGGACGCUGAGAACAACAACAACCAUGGCAACAGCAACAACCACACCAACACCAACAGCAACAGCAACGGUGGAGUUGGGGAGAGAGUUACUGGUGGAGGGGGUGGUGGAGGUGGAGGAGUUCGAGGCGAGGUGGACGGAACUAUCUCUUCAUCCUCAUCUGGGGAGGAAGACGAGGAGCUCCUUGUGGAGAGGAUGAAGCAGCAGACUUUGUCCCCUCUCUCUCCACUCUCUCCCCUCUCCCCCAUGUCACCAGUAGGGGUGGAGCGAGGGAGCGGAGGUGGGGCUAAAGGUGGGAUGAUGGAACCUGGUGGCAGUGGCCACCAUUUUGUGUCCGUUUCCACCAACAGCUCUGUGUCAUCCACCAACAGCUAUGAUCGAAUGCCAAGGGAGAACGGUUCACCAGGUGGUCGCAUGCUGGUGGCCACACCCAUUGAAAUCUGUGUCUGAGUGCAUCAGAACAUUAAAGUUAUCACAGACUCACCUGUACACACUUUUAUACCUCUCUUGAACCACAAAGAUGUGCAUGCACGAGAAGAAACAGACCGUGAGUAGUGUUGGAAAAAGGAAGAGCACACAUGGAAGACUUCUGACGGAUUAGGUAGAACACAUUCCUGAGGUCGGAUUCUGGUCCAAGAGGAGCCCCACUGACUCUUUGAUUACGAUGUUCAAUGUUUGUGAAACCCAGAGAUAAAAAAAAUUUCUUCCAUUCGAGAUUGUGUCACUAAAAUCAUCCUGAAAGAAGACCAAAAUGUUUUUCUUAAAGCAAUACUUCCAGCAAAAAAAUCAAACAGAGACACCGAAGUGUUGGCACGAUAGCGAACAUCUAUGAGCUCGACAGAGUGGACCGUCGUUUCUGAGAGAAGCUGAGAGACAGAGGAUUUGUAUUUUUGACUAAAAGACUAAAAAUGUUUGAGGACUAACCAUGUAAGAUAAAAACAGCUGAGUGGUGGUUUUCAGUGUUUCAUGUGUAACAAAGAUGUGACAGUAAAAGCGUGUUUGCUGUGGGUUUCUGUUUCUAAAGAUCCACAACAAGAAGAUUAUUUUGAUUUGAGAAUUUUCUUAUUUAUUUGAAUCUAGAAACACUAUUUUUUCUAUUGUUUUUGUUUGUUUGUUUUGUAAAGGGGUUUUAUUCGUCUUUGGUUCCACUUUGUAUAGUCUCUGUUUCAAUUCUUUGGUUGACUGUUGUACAUAUCAAAGGAAUACUGUGUCGAAGGUUUGUUCGUGGUUUUAGACUGAAUAUUUUACAUUUUUAUGUUCCUGAUGUCAGACUCGACCGAAAGUAAGCUAACAAUGUCUCUGUUCUACAUGUCAAACAUAUCUGCUUCACUGGUGAAAGACUUUUUCUACAAACUUCGAGAUUUUGUUCUUUUCCGAUUUUAGUUGAACUUGUGUUUGAAUCACUUCUGUUAACUUCAAAAAUUUGAGCAAAAACAAACAAAAAAAUGAUCUUGGCAUUUUCAAUUCAAUCUCAAGAAAAAAAAAAGAGUAUCUUAAAAUGUCACUUUUUUAAAACUGCAUGACAAGUAGCUGAAACGUACAAAAUAACUGAACCGGCUUCACGAAAAAAAUCACGAAAAAGGUUAAAAAAGAAAUGUAAAAUGUUGUGAUGUGGAUUUUUUUGCAGUAGCACAAUUUCUCGCAUUAUGUCCCAGAGUGAAUAUCGCCGUCAUGAUCUCCUGAGACAUCCUAGGGCUAAAAAUCUGAACAGUUCACCGUGUUCACAUGUCAGCCAUUUUCCUCUGACUUAAUAUUGCGUAGCAUUUUGCCUCUUCUCAGCUGACCAAUAGAAAUCUGGAGAGACGUAGCGUAUAUCUCUAGUUAAAAUCCCAGACUGUGUCGGACCUUCAGUUGAAAUAGCAAUUGAUCUCAUUAGCUUGUAAAAAAAUAGCGAAAAAUUUGGACAAAAGCUGCGAUAAGCACUCACUUACUGGUAGCUGAAGAGAUUAAUAGGAUGCUAAAGCUAGCUGUUCAAAGUUUGCAAGUCAAAUUUUUUUUUUCGAAUAAAUGACUAAGGAAAAAAAUAUGGCAGGACACCAUCUUUAAUAUUUUUAAACGCUGAUGAUUCCUUGGUAAAGAAACGUUAGCUGGAAAGUGGCUAAAUGUUCGCUGUUGUCUCAAUGUAGUUAGCUUUUAUUAAUGCUCUAUGAUAAGAUAUAAAACUAUAGUUAUAAAAUCACUGCCUCUUAACUAAUAAACAAUAGAAAGACAGUGACUCAUGAUAUAUUAAAGGACACUUGGUGAUUCCCAAAGUUGAAUAAAUAUGACAUAAAUAAUUGGCUUCUCUUAGUUUAUUGGGUUGUUCCGCUUUGUUUUGACCUGCUGUUUUUAACUUAUAAGUUCUAAAAAUGUCUCACCUUGAAAUAUUUUAUAAAACACUGUGUUAGCUGCUGAUCAAUUCAGAAGCAGUGCAAUCAUAAAAACCUGUCAGAUAUUUUACUCUCAGCCUGAGACCAGAGGAAAAUAGCUGCUGUGUGAACUCGGUGAAUAAUUAGUUUCUACUCAGUGUAUUGUAUUUGUAUUGCUAUUAGCGUUAUGUACAUUUUGCCACAUUCAGGAACAGAAAAAAGCAAAGCAUGAGGACAGUGAAUGAGAAGUAGGGAAUUCAAUUAUAUUUUAGGAGAGGUUUUUUGCUUCUAAACUGCCACUUUUAGUGAAGUAUCGUGGCUUAAAUGUUUUUUUAAAAUUAACCGCAGAAGUAAUCUGUUCCUUUUUUGACUCAUUCUGAAUAUUUCCUGAAUAAUUUGAAGAAAAAAAAGCAUCAGAUCAUGCACAGGAAUGAGCGUUUAGUGACAUAAAUCUGCAUGAACUCGUGUGUGCUGAAGCUCUGUUGUGUAAAAACCUGUUUCUCCUGUCACAAGCUGUAGUUCUCUGUAGAUGUCGUGUAGCUGCGCACAACAUGUUUCUUUAUCCUGUGAGAGUCACACACACGCCUGACUGAGGAUCAGCUAAACCCUGCUCAGCUACUGCAGACACCGUGUGGAUCAUGCUCCAACAGCUGCUUCUGGAUCAGCCAGUGAGGAUGAUAAUGACCACAUCUUGUGACCAUCCCUGACCUCAUCAUCAGCUCCUGACUCACAACAAAGGACUCAUACACACUCUGCCAAUGUGCUGUUCCCUGUCCACCAGCUGCAAGCCAGUAUUUACUGUGUGUGUGUGUGUGUGUGUGUACUGGGGGGGUGCUUUCACAUGAUGUGUGACGAGGAGAAAACACAGCCCGUUCAUGACCUCAUCAGGCAAACCACCUGUCUAUAUAUGAAUCUAAUCCCUUAUAUUGUUUGCAGUGUGAAAUCUGUGGAUGUAAGGGUGCUGAGGUUAAAGAACAGCCGAUGACGGAGAUAGUUGGAUUAAAAAAUUCACCCCUUCAUGUAAUCAGUGACCAGCGAAGAUAGGAGGGCACAUGGUUGGCGAAUUGGUGCCCUACAGUCAGAUUAAAGGCAUGGUUGAUGCGAUGUUGUCGGUUGAAAAAACUGAGCUGUUGAGGCAGUUUGAAAAAAGCAUCCCACCCUCCACACAAACAAACCUCCCCUCUGAACCUGUAUCGCCCUUCCCACAACACAACCCUUCUGGCAGAACCAGAAGCCGGCCGGCAGAAGAUCCUACGCUAGCUUCAAAUAGGAUUCACCAUGUCGGAUUGCUAGCGACUAGUGGCAGUAAACGCCAGUUCUGCUAGCGAGCACCGUCUGCAGCUAGCUGGACAGCUACCGUGUUGACAUUGCAGAGACUAAUAAGAGUUAUUUAACAUGUGUCAUCAUAAAAGGCAAAUUACCUUUUCAACAAAAACUGCUGUCUCAACGUCUGUUUUCAGGACCAAUCCUGGCAAAGCUUUCUCCACCACUCGAAGGAUGACCCGAUGUUUAUUCGAGUUAGAUUCCUCGCUUGGUCACAUUUCCUCUCCAUCUCUGGCCUUUCUUCUGUCGGUUUUCGUUUUCUUAGCACUUUUGGUGGUGGGGCAAGUAGAUGUGUUUUUUUUUCUUUUUUGCAUUCUUCUCCAUCACAGCUCCUGUAGCUACGCUGCUAUGCUACUUUUAGCUGCUCAGAGCUCCGAGGAGGGUCUGGAGAGUGGGAGGGGACGAGUCGACACUACAGGAGAGGGAUGUGUCGAAUACAGCGAGGUGAUUGGAUGGAGAGGCGGGGCAGGAGAUUGACCAAUAGGAACUGUCUAGGACAGAUGGCUCCCAUUGGUCAAUGUUUUUGCUGUCCUGCACCUGCUAGGGUGAACAGAUUUUUUCCAUUCUUCUUUCUCUUCACUUUGUGGAGAUCGCACUAUAGGACCAUGAUCACCAUAUAAACGAGGUUCAUAAUAAUUACCAAUCUCUCCAAUUGUCAACCAUGGCUUUAAACUUAUAAUGCAGUUUGAUGCCAAAUUUUACCCAAAGGUGCAAAACUUGCAUGAAAAAGUUGUGUUCAAAUUCACUAUUUUAUGCACUGCUCUCACACCAGAUCUUGUUUGAAUUCAAAGUGGAAGUCAGCUCUUAGUUUACAUAAAUUUACGAGAAGAUGACUCAAAUAAAACCAGACCCCAAACACAAGCCCAUCCCCCCACCCAUCACACACAAACACACACACUCACUUGUUGCGAAUGAGCUCUGUCGUGUGGUGUUGUCCUGCAGCUCCGUGUCUCUCUGUCCCUCUCACGUCUCACAGCCUUGUUCAUGACCUCUGUGGAGUUUUGGUGAGUAGAUGAUCACAGCACUAGAACUCGUACCCGGUUCUGUCUUUGCAAUACAACUGUCUUCCUGUAAACUCAGAUAAGUCAAUAAAUCGAGAACUCUUGUUGAAAUGAGUGUGGGCA